AUGUCGUACCCGUACUACUGCGAGUUCUUCGUCAAAUUCCCCAACUACAUUCCUCCCAAGGACCCUGCAGAGAGGCUCGUUGAUCCCAGACAAAAGCUGGAGCCUGGGUGCACCGCCCGCUGCUCUCUUUGGGUCAACGAAUACGAUGCCUGCACCAAGCGUGUGAGAGCACGCACCGACAACAAAGGCAAUUGCUCCGGUCAAUAUGAAGAACUUCAUGUCUGCAUUGACAGAUGUGUUGCCAAAGACAUCUUCAAAUAUUUGAAGUGA
Messenger RNA from Toxoplasma gondii ME49, 270 nucleotides. RefSeq names its product ubiquinol-cytochrome c reductase hinge protein, putative. The transcript has 3 exons. Lineage: Eukaryota; Apicomplexa; Conoidasida; Eucoccidiorida; Sarcocystidae. Gene Ontology annotation, biological process: mitochondrial electron transport, ubiquinol to cytochrome c. The record is from RefSeq and is a predicted model, not a curated record. Bases 1 to 270 code for a protein of 89 amino acids.